Messenger RNA from Pestalotiopsis fici W106-1, 324 nucleotides. RefSeq lists its product as uncharacterized. Bases 1 to 324 code for a protein of 107 amino acids. Lineage: Eukaryota; Fungi; Ascomycota; Sordariomycetes; Amphisphaeriales; Sporocadaceae. The transcript has 2 exons. The record is from RefSeq and is a predicted model, not a curated record.
AUGACCCAUUCUAGGAACGGAUUCGCGGGAGGAUGGAGUUCCAUCGCUACGAACCAAGCAGCACCCGAACCAACAUCGACCAAAGCUUGGCGGGAAGAGACCCCCGGUGAAAGAGCAGCCCAGAGAAUCCCCCCUAGAGAUCAAGACCAACAACGAGAAGAGUACGGAAGCGAGGCCAAGCCUACCGAGACCUGGCCCGUCCAUUUCACGGCUACUGUCAACAAGUCUGUUGCGGUCAACGAAGCAUCUCGAGAAAGUAUCCACGGACGCACCGGCGACUAUGACGACGAGAAGCCUCCUCGCAUCGAAGGCAGCGGCUGUUGA